AUGAAAAAGAAACCGUUCACUUACAAAAGUGAAGGUGGCUCAAACUUAGAUAAAAGCAACAUCACCUGCUUCGAGUGCAAAAAGCCAGGACACAUCAAGCCGGACUGUCCAAGACUAGCAAAGAAAUCAGGCAAGAAACCAUUCUACAAGAAAAAGAAAGCGCUAACUGCUGGAUGGGAUGAAUCUGAGGACGAUUCAGAAGAUGAUGAUGAAGACGAAGAUGAUGAUGCACUCUUUGCUCUUAUGGCAUCUGCAGAAAGCUCAGACGAUGAAGAUGAUGAUGAGGUAAAAUUUGAAAACCUUAAGGAAGAUUUCAAUGAACUACUUGAACAUUCAUAUGCUCUAUCUGAAAAGUACAAAACCUUGAAGAAACAAUUUGCUAAAUUACAACUCGAGCAUGAAAAAGUUUUAAUAAAAAAAGAUCAUGUAGUUAAAGAAAAUACUGCUUUAAAGGAACAAGAUUCUGUUAAGGAAGUAACUACUCUAAAAAAAAAAGAAUUAAAGUAUUUAUAG
Molecule: messenger RNA, 513 nt
Organism: Lotus japonicus
Lineage: Eukaryota; Viridiplantae; Streptophyta; Magnoliopsida; Fabales; Fabaceae
Product: cytochrome b-c1 complex subunit 6, mitochondrial-like
Exons: 1
Coding region: 1-513 (170 amino acids)
Molecular function (GO): nucleic acid binding; zinc ion binding
Source: RefSeq, a predicted model, not a curated record